This is a messenger RNA of Caenorhabditis briggsae, 2562 nucleotides long. Gene Ontology annotation, molecular function: oxidoreductase activity, acting on paired donors, with incorporation or reduction of molecular oxygen, reduced flavin or flavoprotein as one donor, and incorporation of one atom of oxygen; iron ion binding; heme binding. Gene Ontology annotation, biological process: xenobiotic metabolic process. Gene Ontology annotation, cellular component: intracellular membrane-bounded organelle; cytoplasm. Lineage: Eukaryota; Metazoa; Nematoda; Chromadorea; Rhabditida; Rhabditidae. The record is from RefSeq and is a predicted model, not a curated record. The transcript has 9 exons. Bases 1 to 2562 code for a protein of 853 amino acids.
AUGGUCAUAAUGUUAUUAUUUUUUGUUCUCACCUUCGUUAUUGGAGUUCUGACUAUCAACCUGUGGAGGGCUAGAAGGAAGCUUCCGAAAGGUCCCACACCUCUUCCACUGAUAGGAAACUUUCACCAACUAGCCUAUACAUGCUGGAAGGCUGGAGGAACUGUCGCUGGAUACAAUGAGUUCCGAAAAGAGUUUGGAAAAGUCUUCACGAUAUGGCUAGGUCCUCUACCUACAGUACACAUUGCUGACAUUGAAGUCGCACAUGAGACACAUGUCAAAAGAGCUAAUAUCUUUGGAGUACGGUAUUCGAAUGGAGGGAUAAAUUAUAUUCGGGAAGACAAAGGAGUCAUUUCCUCAAAUGGCGAGUAUUGGCAGGAACACAGAAGAUUCGCGUUGACAACGCUGAGGAACUUUGGGUUGGGGAGGAAUAUUAUGGAGGAGAAGAUUAUGGAGGAGUAUCGAUACAGGUUCCAAGACUACAAAAGAACCAACUUCAAGAAUGGUGGAAUUGAAGUACAUGCUUCUUCUUGCUUCGAUCUUCUGGUUGGAUCCAUUAUUAACACAAUGCUGGUAUCCGAGAGGUUUGAACAGGGUGACGAGGAGUUCGAUUAUAUGCUAGAAAGUGUAGAGAGAUCUCUGGGACGACUCUCGAUUUUCGAUUCAUUCACACCACCGUGGAUUUUGAAGUCGGAUUGGUGGCAAUGGAGGACGAAAUACGUCUUUGGAGGUUUGGAGUUCUUACUGGGGAUGGCAAAAAGGCAAAUUGAGAGAAGAGUCGAAGCAAUAUCAAAUGGGGAGCAUGCCAUUGGGGAGGAUGCUGAAGACUUUUUAGAUGCAUUUUUAAUCAAGAUGGAUAAAGAUAAACGGGAUGGAAUAGUGGAUUCUUCAUUCAAUCUUGAUUCGCUUGCGAUCGACUUUUUUGAUCUAUGGCUAGCAGGUCAGGAGACAACAUCUACAACUAUGGUAUGGGCAUGUGUUUGUCUUCUCAACCACCCUGAAGUCGUUGCGGAGUUGAGAAGAGAGCUACUAGAGGUUACUGGAGGCACUAGAUGUCUUACAUUAAGAGAUAAGCCUAAUACACCAUACCUGAACGCCACUAUCAAUGUAAGUGUUAUAUGGAAUACCGGAAUAUGGUACAAAAUUCAGGAGAUUCAAAGAAUCGCUUCGAUUUUCAACACGAACAUAUUCCGAAUCCUUGAAGAAGAUGCUUUAAUUGAUGGGCAGAUUGUGUCCGCUGGUGCCGUGUUCACUGCUCAAAUCUCUCUUCUUCACACCGAUGAAGCGGUUUUUAAAGAUAAUACAAAGUUCGAUCCAGGUCGAUUCAUGGAAAACAAUAAUUUGGAGAAGAACUUGAUAGCCUUUGGACUUGGAAAGAGAUCAUGUCUCGGGGAGUCAUUGGCUAAGGCAGAAUUGUAUUUGAUUACCGGAAACCUGAUCCUGGAUUUCGAUUUAGAGCCAAUUGGACCUGUGCCAGAAAUCAAGACAACUACUCCGUUCGGAUUGAUGAAGAGACCUCCGAGCUAUAAUAUAAGAUUUGUACCAAUUGAAAACCCGUGCCAGUUCACACCAUUGGAUAUUACGCUUGGAAGGCUGGAGGAAUUGUCGCUGGAUUCCGAGAGAUUGAACGAAUUUACGGAAAAAUUUUUACAUUAUGGAUGGGCCCAAUUCCUACGGUACCCAUUGCUGACUUCGAGAUCGCACAUGAGACUCAUGUUAAAAGAGCCCAUACUUUUGAAGUAUGGACCAAUGAAUUUCAUUAGAGAAAGACGAGGAAUCGCUGCAUCGAAUGGAGAGUUUUGGCAGGAACACAGGAGAUUUGCAUUGAAAACGUUGAGAGACUUCGGGUUGGGAAUAGUUACGGAGUCAAGGAUUCAACUUUUAGGUAAGAAUGUUCUUCUGAAAUUUCCCUUUUCUAGUCUCAAGACUCUUGCAAUCGACUUGUUUGAUCUAUAUGUAGUCGGUCAGGAGACAACAUCAACAACUUUGACAUGGGCGUACGCGUGUCUUCUAAAUCAUCCAGAAGUUGUUGAGGAGCUGAGAAAAGAAUUAGUUGGUGUUACUGGAGGAACCAGAGGAGUGUCGUUGACUGAUAAACCGAACACGCCGUAUUUGAAUGCUACCGUUAACAUGAGAAAGUCAACGUCUAUCCUCAACAUCAACCUAUUCCGUCAACUUCAAGAGGAUACCGUAAUCGAUGGUCAACCGGUGUCCGCAGGAACCGUGGUCACCACCCAAUUGUCUCUUCUUCAUACCAAUGAAGCCGUCUUCAAAAAUCACACAGUUUUCAAUCCAAACCAAUAUUUGGAGAACAGCUAUUUGGAGAAAACUUUAAUACCGUUUGGUAUCGGAAAGCGAGCAUGUCCUGGGGAGUCCUUGGCUAGAGCAGAGUUAUAUUUGGUUGGUACUAAGCUCUUGAAAUUAAAAUUGAUCAUUGGUAACCUGGUCUUAGAAUUUAAUUUUGAACCAGUUGGGAUGAAGCCAGAAAUCAAAACUGCAUCUCCAUUCGGAUCGAUGAAGAGGCCACCGAACUAUCACAUUAGAUUUGUCCCAGUUAAUAAUUGA